Molecule: messenger RNA, 1681 nt
Organism: Fimicolochytrium jonesii
Lineage: Eukaryota; Fungi; Chytridiomycota; Chytridiomycetes; Spizellomycetales; Powellomycetaceae
Exons: 1
Coding region: 467-1414 (315 amino acids)
Source: RefSeq, a predicted model, not a curated record
CCCACGAAAGCGCUCCCGCACACGUACAGUAGCUCCUUCCACAUUCGAAUUUCCGACUUCCAAAAAUUCAAGCACACGCGUCGAAAGUGGACAUGGGCUCCUUCUGAAAAAACUCGUGGGCUAGCAGCCGAAUAGCAGCCACAACACCCACCUCCAUGCCAUAAACUGCUCCUCCUUCCGCAUUUUUCUUUCUCUCAACGCUUUCACUCCCAUGCCGUCUCAACCUUCCUCUCUCACCCCAUGCCCAACUAUGCAGGAACGGAGUGCGUAGGUCUGCGGAAAGCUGUCUCGGCGAUGGAUAUAAAAGGAAGGGUGGUCGGCCUCUUCCCUUUCUGUCCAUCAUCCCACACACACACAGCAACACAACAGCAACAGCAAACGCACUCCUACGCUCUUCUUUCCUGCACAUCCAUCAGCAGCAGCAACAAUCCAAACCCUACACAACCCAACCAACAAAUCGCAAAAGAUGCCCUCCAUCGCCCUCCAACAACAGUGGUCUUCCGCCCUCGAGCACCAAUCCGGCCCCAUCUUCGCUGACCUGAAAGUCGCUAAAGCCAUCAAGGCCCAACAAAAGACAUCGACUAUCACCCCAGCCACCACCACCACCGCCGAUAAAUUCGUCAUCAUGCCCUCCUCCGGUGUAAUGACCCAGCAGUGGGCUUCGGCGCUCGUUCACGAGUCUGGCCCCAUCUUUGAGGACUUGAAGCACAAGAACGCCGGAAAGAAGGAGAAGAAGCAACCGGCGGCUAAGGCCACGGUUGCAAAGUCUUCCAAGAACUUCAUCGCCAUGCCCUCGGCGUUCAACGGCGCCCAAUCAUGGGCUACCGCGCUCGUCUACGAAUCCGGGCCCAUCUUCUCGGCGAAAGCUGCCAAGAAGGCGAACAAGCAGCAGCUGGUUGAACCCACCACCGUUGCAAAAUCUACAAAGGCCCAUAUCGCGAUGCCCUCUGCAUUCACUGGCGCUCAAUCCUGGGCCACAUCCCUCGUCUACGAAUCCGGACCCAUCUUCUCGGACCUGAAAGCUGCCAAGGCGCUCAAGAAGCAAAACAAGAAACAGCAGAAACCCGCACCUGAGGGCAAGAACUUCAUCGCGAUGCCCUCCAGCUUCAACGGCGCACAAUGCUGGGCGACUACCCUCGUCUACGCUUCCGAGAAGAAAACCGUAUCCACUCCCACCACACAAACCGAAUCCACCACCUCAUCCCCCGAAAUCACGCUAACAACCGUCCCCCAAUCCGAACCCUCUGUUUCGGUCAUCCACAUCCGCCCAGCCUCCAUCAUCUCCGUCCACACGGCCGCUGAUUCGGCCUACGCUUCUGAUAUCGAGACCGCCAAGGGACGUACGUCGAAAAAGACCUCGAGACAAACGCUGAACCCGUUCUCGGGGCCUGCUUUCCCUGUGCUUCGCAUCUAGGGGAACACUGAUAUUUGUCGGAUAUACCAUCCGCACAAGUUCUUAUCCCACCCUUGCUCUCGUACAUACUCUUUUUGGACUCGGUUUUAGUAGAUUAUCUAGUAUAAAUGCUCGGAUUUUGGCCUCCACUUCUGUCUGGCCAUAAUUGUUCAUCCACAUAUUCCCACCCUUUGUAUACAUUCCACGCUUCACAAGUUGUGCCGCUUUCGGCAUGCCUCAUUGCAACUAUUGGUUUUACAUGUUGUUAUAUAAAAUACAUAUACGUGA